AAUUGGCAAUAUACGUUCAUUGCAAUCCAAUUCUGCGACCUGCGGAUAGGCUGCGACUCGAUUACUCGUUCUUCCUUUCUGGAUGUAAUCACAGUGUUACAAAAACGGCUUAACAAGUUAGCAGCAACGCAGAGGAUCAAUCGCCAUCACGCAUAAAUUUCGCGUUAAUUGCCAUGGGAGAUUCAGGCAAUCCACCAGAUCUCUUGUCUGCCGCCCUCUGUGAGAGUGGACUUUCAUUAGAUGAUAUAUUGAACCCGUCUAUGGAGGAGGAUGAUGAGACAAAUUCUCUCCCAGCUGAUCCCAGCAGUGUGUUGGCUCAGGCCAUGGCUGUCAGUGGUGUUGAGGAAGAUGAAGAAUCAGAUCCUCUUCUCCAGAUGUUACAAGGUGCACCUUCAAGCUCAAACAAUGGGCCUCAGAAUGUAAUCAGUACUGCUAGGGCUUUCACAGAGAACCACCAACCUGUCACUCCAACAUCCACCAAACAAACCAUAGUCAUUCGGCAAGUGUCCGCGGCAUCGUCAACAAGCCUCACCUCACCGGCCAGUGUGCUAAAGAUCAUCAGCAGUAAACCUGAUGGUCAGCAAAUAGUCACCACCAAGCCCAUUAUCCUGACCACUACAACAUCCGAGAAGGGACAAACCAGCUCUAAUACCUUAUCAAGACUCAACACCAUCCAGGGAGGGACACCAUUGAACAAGCAGUUUGUCAAGUUUUUGGUUAGGCCAUCAAGCCCGGGUGUGCAGCAAGCAACCAAGAAGACGAUAGUCCUCAAUGAUACUGCUAAGCCACCAGGUCUUACCAGAUCAAAUACAGACUCAGCCCUUUUGAAAUCAGAUGGUGUUAGAACUAUUCAAACAGUCACAAAACCAGCGGGCUUGUUUAACAGAUCAUCUUCACCAAGUGUGAUCAGGAACGGAACAACUAUACCUCGGUCGGCUUCUUUUCAACUACCAAGGAGAGAUGACCCUUCGGUAAAGAUGAAGACUCCUUUCUUUCCUUCAACUUCUCAGGGAGUAAACAAAACACUAACUGUUACAAGGCGGCAUCCCUUCCGUAUCAUUGAUGAUGAUGACGAUGAUGAUUUGGAUGAUGAUGAGACUUUAGGCUUUGCAGACACCUAUGCAAAUUAUACUCCUAGUAAAUUGAAGGUUGGUGUGAAUCACCCUGAUGCCGUAGUAGAGACGAGUUCACUUGCCAGCGUGCAGCCUCCUAAUGUCUGGUAUCAUCUGAGUAUACCAGAGAGUACUAUGGAUUAUGGGCAUCUCUCCUCCUUGCAGCUUGAAGCAAUCACGUAUGCAUGUCAGCAACACGAGACAUUACUGCCAAAUGGAACUCGAGCUGGCUUCCUUAUAGGUGAUGGAGCUGGUGUAGGGAAAGGAAGAACAGUAGCAGGAGUUAUCCUUGAGAACUAUCAUCUUGGCAGGAAAAGAGCUCUCUGGUUGAGUGUUUCAAACGAUUUGAAAUAUGAUGCUAUGAGAGAUCUGAAGGACAUAGGUGCCGGCAAUAUUCCUGUUCAUUCUCUCAACAAGUUCAAGUACGCCAAAAUCAACUCAACGGAGAAUGGUCAUGUGAGGAAGGGUGUCAUCUUUGCUACCUAUUCAUCCCUGAUAGGAGAGAGUCAGAACCGUAGCAAGUAUCGCACUCGCCUCAAACAGAUCCUGCAUUGGUGCGGAAAGGACUUUGAUGGAGUUAUUGUAUUUGAUGAAUGCCACAAAGCCAAGAACCUUGUACCUACAGGAUCAUCCAAGCCAACCAAGACUGGUAUCACUGUGCUAGAGCUACAGAAACAACUCCCCAAGGCUAGAGUGGUAUAUUGCAGUGCUACAGGUGCUUCCGAGCCUCGUAACAUGGCGUACAUGUCUCGUCUUGGUAUCUGGGGGAAGGGUUCGGCUUUCCCAGACUUCAAUGCAUUCAUCCAAGCCAUAGAAAGAAGAGGAGUAGGUGCUAUGGAGGUGGUAGCUAUGGACAUGAAGCUAAGAGGGACGUAUCUUUCAAGGCAGCUUAGUUUUCAUGGAGUUACUUUCAAGAUCAAAGAGGUGUCUCUAUCGGAAUCAUUCAAACGUAUCUACAACAAAUCAGUCAAGCUGUGGCACAUGGCUAGAGACAGAUUCCAGAGGGCAGCCAAAUUAAUGGAUGCUGACCAGCGAAUGUGCAAGUCAAUGUGGGGUCAGUUCUGGUCAGCUCAUCAGAGAUUCUUCAAGUACCUCUGCAUAGCGGCUAAGGUCAAGCAUGUGGUCAAGCUGGCAAGAGAUUCGGUCAAACAUGGAAAGUGUGUUGUAAUUGGUCUUCAGUCGACUGGUGAAGCAAGGACGUUAGAUGCCCUAGAAGAAGCAGGAGGGGAACUCAAUGAUUUUGUCUCGACAGCGAGGGGUGUAUUCACCACACUGAUAGAGAAGCACUUCCCCGUACCUGAUCGUAACAAGACGAUGAGUAUGCUGGGACUGAGCUUCAACGGUAACAUGCAUGGUGACGGCUAUGAAGAUGAGCAAGAGAAGGAUAAGAAAGGAAAGAAAAGGAAAAAGUCUGGCAAGAAGUGGAAGAAGAAAGGAGUUACCAGAGAUUGGUGGGUUGAAGACAGUGAAAGCUCAUCAGGGGACUCUGACGACGGCAGCGACGAUGAUGAUGGCAACCAGGAGAAAAAGAAGAAGACUAAAGAGAGCAAGAAGAAAGUGGAGAAGGAUGACGAUGAUGGCUUCUCAUCUUCGUCGUCAUCGUAUGAUGACUCUCCUUUCCUUGAUUCAGAUAAUGACGAGGACGACUUCAAUCCAUUUGGCAACUCAGAUUCAGACGAUGACCCCUGGUUAAACAGGAGUGGAAGGAAGAGCAAAGAACCAAAAACCAAGAAGAGGAAGAAAGAUAAAGACAAGAAAGCUUCAUUAUCUCCCUCAUCCAAAUCUAAGAGCAACUCUCAUGGGGUGGACAGCGUUGAUUCUGCCGCAGACAACGCUUUAAGAGCUCUUGGGAUCCUUCCAAAGACACCAAGGUCUCUGUCCACCGAUGCAGCGGCAACUACCCUACAAAGUCUUUCAUCAUCAGUUCCUUCAGCUACGAAGAGUAGCGUACUACCUGGUAUGGAUGCGUAUGAGAGAGGAAGGCUGAUGAGACAAGAACUGAUGGAUAUGUUAGAAGAUCUGUCAGCUGAACUACCUCCAAACACUCUAGAUGAACUCAUUGAUCAACUAGGUGGACCAGAUAAUGUGGCAGAGAUGACGGGUCGCAAGGGUCGAGUCGUCAGCCAUGAUACCGGGGUCCAGUAUGAAUCUAGAAGUGAAUUUGACAUUCCACUCGAGAUCCUCAACCUGACAGAGAAAAGACGUUUCAUGGAAGGUGAUAAGUAUGUAGCUAUCAUCUCAGAAGCAGCAAGCUCAGGUAUCUCACUGCAGGCCGAUAGAAGAGUAGCCAAUCAGAAGAAGAGAGUGCAUAUAACAUUAGAGUUACCAUGGAGUGCAGAUAGGGCUGUGCAACAGUUUGGUCGUACUCAUAGAUCAAAUCAGGUGGCAGCACCAGAAUAUGUCUUCCUCAUCUCAGAACUAGCGGGAGAACAGAGAUUUGCCUCUAUUGUUGCCAAGCGACUGGAAAGUUUGGGCGCACUUACUCAUGGUGAUAGGAGAGCUACAGAAUCCAAAGAUUUGAGUAGAUUCAACAUCGAUACCAAGUAUGGUCGUGAGGCCUUGGAGCUGAUAAUGAAAACUAUUCUAGACCUUGACACUCCUAUUGUAGAACCACCUGGGGGAAACCAAUUCUUCGUUGAAGUGAAGAAAGCCUUAGUUGGUGUUGGUCUCCUGUCCCAUAAUGAGGAACAUGACAUGUACUUCUUUGAGAAAGAUUACAACAGUAUGCCCAAGUUCUUGAAUCGCCUCCUAGGUAUGGAAGUGGAUCUUCAGAAUUCUCUCUUCAAGUAUUUCAGUGAUACCAUGGUCACCAUUAUAUCAAGGGCAAAGAAGGAGGGCCAGUGGGAUGCGGGUAUUAUGGAUAUCAGCAAUGAGAGAAUGGAUAUUAGGAGGAUACAUACUGACACAUAUGUCGCUAUGUCAGGCAAUGCUACAAAUGAACUUCACAAGGUUGGUGCAGAGAGGGGUAUGUCGUGGAGGCAGGCAAUCGACAUGUGGUCAGAGCUUUCACAUCCUGAGGAAGGAUUUUACAUCUCACAGGUGAUGAAGUUUGGUCGUAAAGUGGCAAUCCUUGCCCGCUUUCCUCCAUCCAGCUCAUCUAAGAAAAGUGCCUUACAGCUCUUCAAACCAAACAUCGGUCUGCAGAGUAAACUUGAGACAGUGAGUGAUCUCAAGCUACGAUUCAGGAAGGUAUUACCUGAUGAAGCUAAACCAUUCUGGGACGCCCUCUAUGCCGCCUCGGAGAGCAAGUGUGCCCAUGUCUUCUGGAAAGGAACGUGCAAGACAGCCAUGCUUGGUCUACCCUGUGACAUUGGUCUAAGACGUCGUACCUUCUAUGUCCUAUCCGGUGCUGUAUUGAGUGUAUGGGCGAGGGUAGAGGAGGUCCUACGUCUCAAUCCUAGGAACGGUGCUGUCAUGCAGAUUAUACGUCUCAAGACUGACAAAGGAAAGCUUGUUGGUCUUCUCAUUCCAAGUAACUGUGUACCAGCUUUGAAGGACAUGCUUUCCAAGGACACAACCAGUUACUCAGAGACAUUCUAAAGAUGGGAUACUGUCAUGCCUACUCAAGGAACUUCUUCAUGAAGCACUUCUUAAAACAUCAUAUUAAAGAUGGUCACCGGGAUCCUCAGAGCCCUUCACAAUCUGCAAUUAAUCUUUGUUUAAAUGCCUUCUUAUCAGUGGGAUCCAGUUGAAGAACCCUACUCACAGAACUUUCUUAGACAAAGCAUUUUACAGGCCAUGUUGAAAUGGUCACCUGAUGGUCCUCAAAGCCCUUCAUGGAUGUCAAGAGAUCUUGGAAUACCAGUCUUGUCAUUCUAAGCAACCUUACACAUCUUAACCUUCCAAGAAAUGCCUGGGCUAUGUCUUACAAAGAGUUGCGAUUGAUCCGUUCAACCUCAAUUGUAUGGAAAUCCAUCAGUGUCAUGAUUUCUUCUUCUGGAAAUUUGCACGUUGCCCUUGUAAACAAAGAGAAGUGCACUAAAUUUUCAAGAAAACUGAAUGAAUGAAAAUAGAAAAAUAUAUAGAAAAUAUCUCAAACAAAAAUGCAUUUCAGAUGUUGACGUUGCUGGAUUUCCAUAGUUGAUUGGAUCAAUGGCAACUUUUUGUAAGAUGGAGCCUAACAUGUAGAUGU
This is a messenger RNA of Lytechinus variegatus (green sea urchin), 5244 nucleotides long. RefSeq names its product protein strawberry notch homolog 1-like. Gene Ontology annotation, molecular function: histone binding; chromatin DNA binding. Bases 174 to 4652 code for a protein of 1492 amino acids. Gene Ontology annotation, biological process: regulation of DNA-templated transcription. NCBI's taxonomy places the organism in Eukaryota, Metazoa, Echinodermata, Echinoidea, Temnopleuroida, Toxopneustidae. The transcript has 31 exons. The record is from RefSeq and is a predicted model, not a curated record. Gene Ontology annotation, cellular component: nucleus.